Cinara cedri is the source of this 3170-nucleotide messenger RNA. NCBI's taxonomy places the organism in Eukaryota, Metazoa, Arthropoda, Insecta, Hemiptera, Aphididae. The record is from the annotation of a GenBank genome assembly.
UUUUUUUUUAGAAUUACCCGAUAUAUCUUAUAUACAUUACGAUAUAACGAUGAUAUUAUUAUAUUAAUAAUAUAACUAUUGCGUAGGUGCGCGUUUUGUUUUGUAAAUACGUAUUAUAGGCAUAUUAUAUAGGUAAUAGGUACGUCGAAAUAUUAUUAACGCUGAUCGACAGCCUGUAAUUUCGUACGGAAAAAAAUUAAAUAAAACAUGAAUAAUAUUAAUAACGAAUCCCGGUGACAAUAUUAUUGUACGACAGUAUCAGUUUUAACCGCGUCGUAAACAAAACGGAAAAAGAAAAAAAAAACCAAUCGAAUAACAGUUAUUUACGACGGGAAAAAUAUUGUAUCGAAUUCGGCGUGCGAGACGCGUAUCGAGAAUGUAUUUCACACGGCGCUUAGCGUUUGCUGACGAUUUUCUCGCGCGGAAAAGAAAAAAAAAAAAAAAAUGCCCGUCGUGAAAAAAAAUCGAAAUUUCCUUUCGGUAACCGAGCGCGCGCGUAAAAACGAUAAUUACAACACGACAACGAUUAAUCGGACGCGCGAUAUUAUUAUCGUUGUCAUUAACCCGCCGUCCAUCCCGUUUUACAUGGAGUCGCUAGUGCGCAUUAUUAACCCGACAAUGAUCACCGCCCGUUCGCAUCGCGUCACGGCGUUUCAAUGCGAUUUGUAUCGUUUUAUCGAGGAGUUGCUCAUCUCGAGUACCGAACUCCGCACACAUUCACGGGGCAUUUGUGGAUUAGUACUAUUGACGAGAAUCGAAUAUCAGAAGAAAAAAAAAAAUAUAAAAAAAUAAUAAUAAUAAUAAAAUAAUCGAAACAAAAACCAUGUAAAUUAUAAACGUACGGUUUUUCAACGUUUUCUUCGAUUUUUUACCCGAGUUCCGUCCGAGAUGUCCGAGACGCAAUGUAAACCCGCAGCACGAUUGCGUUUCGUAGCCGCGGACCGACCGAGAUUGAUCGAUUUCACCGCGUUAUUAAACCAGUGCGCGUUAGCGGCUGCACAGUGCCGGCUUACGGUGUCGUGACAAACGUGGCGGUCAUCGCGCGACUGUGACUUUUCCGCUUUUCGUACGACUUUCUCAUUCGUUGCGUUAUUCCGGGCUCGGUCUUAACGCCGCACGUUAUAAUGACGUGUGAUAUCGUCGUCGUAGUAUUAAUUACUAUUAAACUAAUUAUCGAGUAGGUGUUUGUAGUGCGCGUUCGUAGACCCCGCGAACCGCGUAACAUCACUGUCAUCUCCCUUCGACGUGUGACUAUUAGAAUAUUAUAUAUGAUAUAAUCUUUUUUUUUAGAAAAAAAAAAUAAAAAAUUUACAUUAUUAAUUCAUUUAAUUAUUAUUCAUUAUUAUCGCGGUUUUAUUGUAAAAUAUCUUACAUAAUAUGUAUAAACGAAAAUAUUGUAUAUAACAAUGAGAUAUACCUAAUAUAUACAUAUUAUUAUUAUUAUUAAACUUAAAAUCGGAAAAAAAAAUAUUAAACAAAAAAAAAAAAAGGUAUAAAAUCGAACGUAAUAUAAUACUAUAGAUAUUGUAUUACCUAUAUGAUAUUAUUACGCUGUAACUAUAUUUUCUGUACAUGUGUUAUAAACCCAGAGUCUGUGAUUUUUCUUUAUUUUAUUUUUAUUAUCAUUAUUAUGUUUUAGUUUUUAAGAACACACGAUAUGGAAAAAAAAAAAAAAUAUAUUAUAAUACCGAGUUGUUUUAUUUUAUAAUUUAUUUGUUUUCUUUAUUAUUGAUUGUUCUUUAUUCUUUAAUUUUUUUUAUCCUACAUAAUAUAUGAUUAUAUUUAUUUUUAUUUUCAAAAUCGCGUUAUAUUAUAUUGUAAUCAUUUUCCUGGUUUUUUUUUUCAAUAAUUAUUAUUAUUAUUAUUAUUAUUAUUAUUUUGUUGCCGUAUCGAAGACGCGACUACACGCGUUAGGUGGCUCUGACUCGCUCCGAAAGUGCAAUAUUCAUUAUUUUAUUUUUGUUGUAAAAAAAAAAAAAAAAAAUGUGAAAUUAGAUACGUACUAUAUAUAGAAAAAAAAAAAACGAUGAUUCAAUCUCAUAGUGUAUUAUGUAUAAAUAUAAAAUAUAUAUAAUAUAUAUAUAUAUAUAGUGAAAAAAAAUAAAUAUUAAUUUAUAAUGUACAAUAGUUAUCGUAUAAUACAUUAUUAUAAUUAUUAGCCUUAUCGUUUCGCUGUCAUUCAUGAUAUUAUAAUAUUAUGAUUUUUGUUGUUUUUGUUGUUUUUUUUUUUUUUUUUUUUUUUUUUUUAUCGCUCUCCUCUCGAAUCGAACGUAUAAAAAUACGCAUAACGUCCCGAGAAUAAUAAAUUAGUCGAGACGUUUUAUUGACAAAAAAAAAAAUCAUACAUUACCGAUCAUUAGAAACGGAAACGACGAGAUAACGUUGUAUACAAGCUCCGGUAAUAAUAAUUAUUAUUAUUUUGUACAUUUAUAAAUAUAUAUAUAUAUAUAUACACACACACAUACAUACAAUUAUAACCUACUAGGUACCUAUUAGGUACUAUAUACCUAUAUAUGUAUAUAGGUAUAUAAUAUUAUCACAAUUAUAUUGUAUUGUAUUAUUAAAGUUUAUAUUCUAUUAUGUUAAGAAUAAUUGUCGCGGUUGAAAAAAAAUGUACAACUUUCGAAGUUUUUUUUUUUUUUUUUACCUUUACGCGAGCAUAUUGUAAAACCAUAGCGAAAAUACAAUAUGUAUAUAUAUAUAUAUAUAUACACACAAUAUAUUAUACUCGUACCGGGGAAGUAAAAAUUAAUUUUUUUUUUUCUCGUUUUUUUGUUUAAUAUUAUUAUAAUUACAAUACACACUAUAUUAUUAUUACACAUUAUUAUUAUAUUAUAAUACCUAUACGUAAAAAAAAAUUAUACGUCUGUUUAAUUUUUUUUUUUUCUUUUUCUAUUAUUGUAAAUAGAUAAUAAUAUUAUUAUCAUUAUAUUAUAUACAAUGUUAUUAUGUAUACCUAUAUAUAUAAUAUUAUAAUAGACCCGACAACGGACGUAACGAUGACGACGUUAUACGGCGUGUUAUUACGAUAAAAAUAUUCUCCGUGUCGGAUCCAUGCGAUACACAAAUCCAAACGGUAUUGAUGAUGACGACGAUAAUUAAUAAUAAAAUAUAGAAAAACGAAACAAGAAAAACAAAAAAAAACAAAUAAAAUAAUAAUUAAACAAAAC